AUGGCUGAGGCGAUUGUUUCCGCAGUCUUGGAGCAGUUGACUUCAAUCAUCAAAGAACAAAUACAACAAGAGGCGAGGCUGGUUGCGGGAGUCAGCAAAGAAGUAAAAAAGCUCACCAACAAUCUUCAAGUCAUUCAAGCUGUGUUGGUUGAUGCCGAGCAAAGGCAAGUGAAGGAGAUGGCUGUGAGAUUGUGGUUAGAUCAGCUCAAGCACACAUCCUAUGAUAUGGAAGACGUGUUGGAUGAGUGGAACACUGCAAUACUCAAACUGCACAUUGAGGGAUUUGAAGAUACGGAUGUUCCUAAGAAGGUGUGCUUUCCCUUUCACUCUGUUUGCUUUAGUUUCAAACAAGUCGGUUUGCGUCGUGAUAUUGCUGUAAAGAUAGAAGAAAUAAAUGAAAAUAUGACUGAUAUUGUGAAAACGACAGACACUUUUAAUUUUAAUGUGAUUAAGAGUGUCGAGAAACCAGAGCUAGUACAAAGUACGUCUUUAAUUGAUGAGUCUGAGAUAUGUGGUCGAGUUGAGGAUAGGGGUGCUUUAGUAAGCAAAUUGCUGAGUGAGGGUUGUGUCGACAAUGACCUCCACAUCAUCUCAAUUGUAGGGAUGGGAGGCAUUGGCAAGACAACUCUUGCCCAGGUUGCCUACAAUGAUGAUGAAGUGAUGAAAAAUUUCAAUAAAAGAAUAUGGGUGUGUGUAUCAGAUCCUUUUGAUGAGUAUAGGAUUGCAAAGGCCAUCAUUGAAGGUCUAGAAGGAAAUGCUUCUAAUUUAGUAGAAUUCAAUUCUCUGAUGCUGAAAAUUCAUGAAUCUAUUAAAGGAAAGAAAUUUCUUCUUGUAUUAGAUGAUGUGUGGACAGAAGAUUACAAUAAGUGGGAACCAUUUUAUCAUUGUCUAAAACAUGGUUUCCAUGGAAGUAAAAUUUUGAUUACUACACGUAAGGAGACAGUUGCAUGUAUGAUGAAAUCAAUCGAUAUCAUCAACAUCAAGACAAUGUCUGAAGAGGAAAGCUGGGUUUUGUUUAAGCGACUCGCUUUUUUUCGUAGGUCUCCUAAUGAGUGUGAACCACUAGAAGACAUUGGUAGGAAAAUUACAAGCAAGUGCAAGGGAUUGCCUCUUGCUGCAAAGACCAUGGGCAGUUUUUUGCAUUUCAAAAGAACUAGAGAAGAGUGGCAAUAUAUCUUAGAUAGUGAAAUAUGGAAAUUAGAAGAGUUUGAGAAAGGUCUUUUACCCCCAUUUUUGUUAAGUUAUAACGAUUUGCCCUCUCCAAUAAGACGUUGUUUCUCAUUUUGUGCCAUUUUUCCAAAUGACUACAUAAUAGAAAAAGAUGUUCUGAUUAAGUUAUGGAUGGCUCAAGGCUAUCUUGGAUUUGGAAAAGACAAAGAAUUGGAAAUAAUUGGUCAUGAUUAUUUCAAUAACUUAGCCACACGGUCUUUCUUCCAAGAGUUUGUAAAAGAUCUUGAUGAAAAUAUUAUACAAUGUAAGAUGCAUGAUAUAGUGCAUGACUUUGCCCAAUUUCUCAAUAGAAAUGAAUGCUUUAAUGUAGAAAUCCAUGGUAAUGAGGAGUCAUUGAUAAACUAUUUUGAUCAAGAGAAAGUUCGUCAUUUAAUGUUGACAGUUAGCAAAGAGGCUUCAUUACCCAUCUCCAUUUGUAGUAUCAAAAGGUUGCGUAGUCUCGUAAUUAGUUGUGGAGAUUUUUCCUAUUCAUUGCCUAAUGAUAUUCUAUCAAAGUUGUUAUUUGGUGAACUGACAUGUUUAAGGGCAUUGUGUUUUGAUUUCCCUAUUUCACCUAUGAGUGAGAUUCCAAAAGAGAUUGGAAAAUUGAUCCAUUUGCGAUAUCUUAAACUGAAGGGUUGUACAGGUUUAGAACAACUACCAGAAACUUUGUGCGGUUUGUAUAAUCUACAAAAUUUAGACCUUAGUCAUUGUAUAAAUUUGAGGGAACUACCUCAAGAGGUGGGGAAGUUGAUAAACUUGAGGCAAUUGUUAAAUGAGAGGACUGACUCACUAAGAUAUAUGCCUAUAGGGUUUGAGAGAAUAAGUUGUCUACGAACAUUAAGUGAAUUCACUGUAAGUGGAGGUGGUAAUAGCAAAGCAUGUAAUCUUGAUUGUUUGAAAGAUUUGAAUCAUCUUGAAGGGAAACUUACCGUAAGAGGGUUGAGUAAUUUGACAAAUGGGAGUGAGACUAAGAGAAUAGAAGGGCUUACUAACAAGAAAAAACUCUUUACUUUGAUGCUAAAAUUCGAUAAGACUACAGAGUGGGAGACAAUAAGUAAGAAUGAUGAAGUAGUUCUUGAAGCCUUACAACCACCUCCAAAUUUAGAGACUUUAAGUAUAUGGUAUUUCAGAGGCAUCACGGUUUCCCCUAAUUGGAUGAUGUCACUAACCAAAUUGAGGGUUUUAAGUCUAUGGAAUUUCAAACAUUGUAAACAUUUGCCUCCUUUGGGAAAAUUGCCGUCCCUUGAAUCCCUGUAUCUAACUAUCAUGUUGAGUUUGAAAAGAUUGGGAAAUGAAUUUUGGGGAAUAGAGGCAAUGUCCCAUCUUCAUCAACUAUUUUCUUCCCAAAAUUGA
This is a messenger RNA of Pistacia vera, 2565 nucleotides long. Its product is annotated as putative disease resistance protein RGA3. The coding region runs from base 1 to 2565 and encodes 854 amino acids. Gene Ontology annotation, biological process: defense response to other organism. The record is from RefSeq and is a predicted model, not a curated record. Gene Ontology annotation, molecular function: ADP binding. Lineage: Eukaryota; Viridiplantae; Streptophyta; Magnoliopsida; Sapindales; Anacardiaceae. The transcript has a single exon.